Salvelinus namaycush (lake trout) is the source of this 1265-nucleotide messenger RNA. RefSeq names its product homeobox protein Hox-D10a-like. Bases 141 to 1151 code for a protein of 336 amino acids. The transcript is spliced from 2 exons. NCBI's taxonomy places the organism in Eukaryota, Metazoa, Chordata, Actinopteri, Salmoniformes, Salmonidae. The record is from RefSeq and is a predicted model, not a curated record. Gene Ontology annotation, cellular component: nucleus. Gene Ontology annotation, molecular function: DNA-binding transcription factor activity, RNA polymerase II-specific; RNA polymerase II cis-regulatory region sequence-specific DNA binding. Gene Ontology annotation, biological process: regulation of transcription by RNA polymerase II.
CUGCGUCUCAAGGCCAUUUUCAAAUUUCAUUGGUGAGCUUGUCAUGUGGUAGAGAGGCAUCCUGAGCAACACGGAGAUUGUUGUGCUAGAUAUGUCAGCCUACAAAGAACAUCUCUCUCCUUUUUAAAACUUCUCCAAAAAUGUCCUUUCCCAACAGCUCUCCUGCUGCAAAUACGUUUUUAGUUGAUUCGUUGAUUGGCGCUUGCAGAACAGACAGUUUUUACUCCAGCAGCAACAUGUACAUGCCGUCCGGUGCAGAAAUGGGAACUUAUGGAAUGCAAACCUGUGGACUCCUGCCGUCUCUCGGUAAACGAGGGGACGUCAACCACCAAAAUAUGGGCAUGAAUGUCCACUCUUACAUACCUCAAAUUGAUAACUGGACAGAUCCGAAUAGAUCUUGCAGAAUAGAGCAACCAUCCAACCAGAUGCCCAAUUGCACAUUUUCACAAAACAUUAAGGAGGAGAGUAAUUACUGCAUGUAUUCAGACAAGAUAGCAAAGGUCAACUCGUCCGAUGUCCCUGUAUAUUCUAAUAUAAUCCCCGAAUCGUGUUCAGUUGAUGGCCCCGAGAUCCCUGUUCCGGGCUAUUUCAGACUGAGCCAAACUUACGCGAGUGGGAAACACCAGGACUAUGGCCACGAGAUGACGAGUCCAAACACCACAUUGAUGCAGCUCAACAGAAUUACUCCCAAACCGCAGUUGUCUUCCUUUGUCGAAGUGGAAAAGAAAACGGCUGAUAUACCGCAUAACCGGGAGAUCAGCAGGACACCCAUCCCCGCGGAAAGCCCGGAUCCAAAGUCGAGCGCGCAGGAGGAGAAGAAUUGCUCCACUGAAGCUUCAGUCUCCAGCCCAGAGUUGCCAAAGAAGGAAGCGAAAGACAGCAAAACUGACCCUCCAACGAGCAAUUGGUUGACUGCAAAAAGUGGAAGGAAGAAAAGAUGCCCCUACACAAAGCACCAGACGCUGGAAUUGGAAAAGGAGUUUUUAUUCAACAUGUACCUGACUCGAGAGCGCCGUCUAGAGAUCAGUAAAGGCGUCAACCUCACCGACAGGCAAGUCAAGAUCUGGUUUCAAAACCGCAGGAUGAAGCUCAAGAAAAUGAGCAGGGAAAACCGAAUUCGGGAACUUACCUCAAAUCUCACCUUUUCGUGAGCAUGCUUACAAAUGCUUGUUUUAUUGUCCUUUUCCUCUCUCUUCAAAGUAGUGCUGUGGCAGCAUUGGACUUGUUUUUUUUUUUUUUCACUGAAACUGUGACUGUAAUUGCUA